AUGUUGGGAGUUGUUGCGGCGGUGAGGCCCAAGCACAGCCGGCCAAGGCGGGUGUAAAACCCAGGUUGUGUCCACCCCAAAGCUCGACGCCUCUAGAAGCCAUGGCUUUUCCACUGAAGCUAGAGCCGGACAUGCAGGGGAAAGUAGAUUUGUUUCGGGCCCGUGUCGCCCAGGAGGCCAAGGAUCUCGUGUCCAUCUUCUUUCCUCAGAAGGUCUUGGAGCUGAAUAGCGAGUUCAGGAGCUCCAGCUACAAGACCUGUCCAGAAUCCAUUUGGUGCCAACCCCGGAGUCCCUGGCCACCCCAGGCAACGUGGGAGAUGGGCCCAACCAAAAUCUGCCACUUCUGCUGACUCAGUUCUCCAUCAAGGGCCCAGCACUGCUUGGCAGCGAGGGACAGUUUCUGAGGAGCAACCAGCAUCUGGUGGAGCUGAUUGAGUGGGUGAAACCUGAGAUCAAGCUGCUGAGAGAAGAAUGCAACACAGUGCGGAUGUAGGUGCACCUGCUUAUCCCAAAGAUGGAGGAGGGCAACAACUUCAGGGUGUCUAUCCAGGAAGACACUGUGGACCAGCUGUGGACUGUGGAGAGCACAGCAGCCUCCUCUCUAUGCGGCUUCUCCACCUACUACAACACUCUGGCCAAGUUGGUAUCCAAGAUAGUGAAAUACCCCCAAGUGGAAGAUUAUCGCCGCACUGUAGAGAGGUCGACGAAAACGAGUACCUGAGUGUGCGCCAGAUCCUGCUGCACCUACGGAACGAGUAUGCCACCUUGAGUGAUGUAAUCCUUAAAAACAUUGAGAAGAUCAAGAUCCCUCGGAGCACCAACAGUGAUAACCUAUACCGAUAGCCUUUCUCCACCCCACUUGCCUUCAGGAGUUGGCGGAGCUGUUUAGGCACCUAGAAGGCUGGUUAUUAAUGACUCUACAGGUGAUGAAAUUACUGGAAAUGUGUGUUACCAUUUAGAAUUUCAUACAGCUUAUCCUCAUACCGAAUCAUCUUUUGGUGUAAUUUUUAUUUGAUUUUCCUUUUGUGAGGAGAAUGGGGACAAACCAUCAAGGAGAAAAGACUGCCGUUUUUAAAAGCAGCUUUGUAGGUGAAUGUUGGCCAAGGUUUCUUUAUUAUGGCCCUAGCGACAUUGAAUGGUUUCACGGGCUACUUAAAAACUAAAUCUUAAAGUUAAGUGAAGUUUUUCCUAAAGUUCUGCUAUCCGUUAAACUUUGUUCAAACUUACAGAAAUCUUCCUUUUACAGCAUCAUUUUUCUUUUUUUUGCAAGGAACGGAGUUUAAAGGGAUAUGUUUAGGUCAUUGUAUGCCUCCAGUUUAACAGAUUGAAAUAAAACUUGGUUAUAAAAUUUUAUGA
Messenger RNA from Nomascus leucogenys (northern white-cheeked gibbon), 1356 nucleotides. RefSeq names its product proteasome activator complex subunit 1-like. Gene Ontology annotation, cellular component: cytoplasm; proteasome activator complex; nucleoplasm. Gene Ontology annotation, biological process: regulation of proteasomal protein catabolic process; positive regulation of endopeptidase activity; regulation of G1/S transition of mitotic cell cycle. Gene Ontology annotation, molecular function: endopeptidase activator activity. The record is from RefSeq and is a predicted model, not a curated record. Lineage: Eukaryota; Metazoa; Chordata; Mammalia; Primates; Hylobatidae.